CUCCUUCCCCACCUCCCGAUGCAGGCACUGCAGCACCCGGAGCCAAGCAGGGACCCCUCCAAUGGCAGCUGGGCUAACGCCAGUGAGAGCUACCUCCUGAAGGAAAAUUACACCUUCUUGGCAUACUACCAGCACUCCUCACCUGUGGCUGUGAUGUUUAUCCUAGCCUACACCUUCAUCUUCCUCAUGUGCAUGAUUGGCAACAUCCUGGUGUGCUUCAUAGUGGUGAAGAACCGUCAGAUGCGGACGGUCACCAACAUGUUCAUUCUCAACCUUGCCAUCAGUGACCUGCUGGUGGGCAUCUUCUGCAUGCCUACAACCCUGGUGGACAACCUCAUCACAGGGUGGCCCUUUGAUAAUGCCAUGUGCAAAAUGAGUGGCCUGGUACAGGGCAUGUCUGUCUCUGCCUCUGUUUUCACGCUGGUGGCCAUCGCGGUGGAGAGGUUUCGCUGCAUCGUCCACCCCUUCCGGCAGAAGCUGACGCUGAGGAAAGCCCUGGUGACCAUCGCCAUCAUCUGGGUGCUGGCCCUGCUCAUCAUGUGCCCCUCUGCCAUCACCCUAACUGUCACCAGGGAGGAGCACCACUUCAUGGUGGACACCUACAACAACUCCUACCCACUGUACUCCUGCUGGGAGGCCUGGCCCGAGACAGAGAUGAGGAAGAUCUACACCACCGUCCUUUUCUCCCACAUCUACGUGGCACCCCUUGCCCUCAUUGUUGUCAUGUAUGCUCGCAUCGCCUUCAAGCUCUUCAAGUCAGCGGCACCUGCCCGCAGCACCCGGCCUGAGGAGCCCGAGGGGAGGAAGGUGUCCCGUAGGAAGGCCAAGGUCAUCAACAUGCUCAUCAUCAUGGCCCUCUUCUUCACUCUCUCCUGGUUGCCCCUCUGGACACUGAUGCUGCUGACAGACUAUGGUAACCUCAGCGAGCGCCAGCUGCACCUGGUCACCGGCUAUAUCUUUCCCUUUGCCCACUGGCUGGCCUUCUUCAACAGCAGCGCCAACCCUAUCAUCUACGGAUACUUCAAUGAGAACUUCCGACGAGGCUUCCAGGAGGCCUUUAGGGCCCCUUUCUGCUUGCCACCACGCCGGCGGCACCGUGGGCCCUAUGGUGCCCGCAACCGUGUCUUCACCCAGCCCCAGGCCAGCGACUCUCCCCCCCACUCGGAAUCGAGGCCGCUGGCAUCCCGACGGGCUGGCAUCCCUGCAUGGAAUGGCUGAGCAGCUGUGGCCACCAGUUUGUCUGAUAGACGUGGAUCUAGAUGGGGACC
This is a messenger RNA of Lagopus leucura (white-tailed ptarmigan), 1268 nucleotides long. It is a transcript of the gene NPFFR1, whose product is annotated as neuropeptide FF receptor 1. The record is from RefSeq and is a predicted model, not a curated record. Gene Ontology annotation, biological process: G protein-coupled receptor signaling pathway. Lineage: Eukaryota; Metazoa; Chordata; Aves; Galliformes; Phasianidae. Bases 19 to 1218 code for a protein of 399 amino acids. Gene Ontology annotation, cellular component: membrane. The transcript is spliced from 4 exons. Gene Ontology annotation, molecular function: neuropeptide receptor activity; peptide binding.